AUGGGACUUGGCGUGCUAGAUACCAGACACGCUCACGUACCUGGCACGUCGGUCAUACUCAGGACAGAAGCAGACACCACUGGCGAAGUAACAGUCCACUCAGAACUGAAAUACGACGGCACAGGUUCGGUGCCCAUCUUGCUCGUUCCUCAACCAAGCGAUGACCCAAAUGAUCCGUUGAACUGGCCGCGAUGGAAGCGCGACGGCACGCUUUUUGCCCUCUGUUUUGUCGCAGUGCUCUGCGCAACUACCAGCUCACUCAUGGCUGCGAAUACUGUCACCAUUGCUCUACACUACGGGAAAAGCUUCACCUCAGUUGCGCUCCUGACCGGGUACCACCUCUGCGGCGUCGGGGUGGCCGGGAUCUUGAUUGUGCCUACUGCCCGAGUCUGGGGAAAGCGUCACCUCUUUCUGCUUGGGAAUGUCUUGAUGGUCGCGAGUUGCGCCUGGGCCGGGGCAAGUCGAGACAACUACCAAAGUCUACUGUGGGCCCGUAUCUUCCAGGGCGUUGCUUUGGCCCCUUUCGAAGCUCUGGUCAACGCAUGUGUUGGUGACUUGUUCUACGUCCACGAACGGGGCAAAAGAAUGGCACUUUCCAACGUUGCGCUCUUUGGGGCAGCGUUUCUCACGCCAGUCCUGGCCGGCAAGAUAACGCACACCCUCGGCUGGGAGUGGACAUUCUACUUGGUCGCCAUUUUCACCGCCGCAGCCUUGCCCGUCACCUUCUUCUUCGUGCCCGAGACGGCCUUCAGGCGUCCGGAAUCCCCCAGCGCUGGCGUUGAAAAUGCUACUGGCCGCCUGUCUGGGAGUCGCACAGCCUCGCAGGUACAGUUCACCGACCUUCCAGCGCCCAAGACUCUCCAGGAACCGACCUUGCCAAAACCGACUACACCGUGUAUAAUAGACGAAUCCGCCCGGGGGGGAUCCUCAAACGAGCUGUCGAGGGAGGCAAAGAAAGAAGUACCUGCCAAGGUCACAUACUUCGAAACACUAAAGCCAUUCAAUGGACGCAAAACCGACGAACGUUUCCUCAAACUCCUUCUGCGACCAUUUCCCCUUUUCUUCCAUCCCGCAAUUCUCUGGGCUUGUUUGAUUCAAGGUGUCAUCAUCGGAUGGACGGUAUUCAUCGGUGUUGUCCUGGCCGCUAUCUUUCUCGGACCCCCGCUCUGGUUCAAUGAGGUACAAACCGGGUACCUGUAUACUGGGGCCUUCAUCGGUUCCAUCCUGGGCUUGGUUUUGUCGGGGAUCCUGUCCGAUUCGAUGAACCGUUUCUUGAUCAAGCUCAACCGCGGGAAAUAUGAACCAGAGUUUCGCAUAUUCCUGGUAACCUUCCAGCUGAUAUUCUGCGGCGCAGGGCUCUACGGGUUCGGAAUUAUCGCCGAGGAUGUAGCCAGGUAUGGAUGGCUUGUGGCUGAUGUGUUCUUCGCGCUCGUCAUCGUCGGGAUGGUCAUGGGUGCCGUGGCGAGUGCGCUGUAUAUCGUAGACGCACAUCGCGAAAUCGCGAUUGAAUCGUUCACCUGCAUGCUCGUUUUCAAAAACAUGUUCAGUUUCGUUCUGACAUUCUACGCCUACGACUGGCUGGUGUCCAAUGGCGUCAGGCCGGCCUUCCUGGCCAUCUCGAGUAUCCAGAUGGGGAUCUGUGCCUUGAGCAUCCCCAUGUACAUUUUUGGGAAAUGGAACCGCUCUUUCUUCCAUCGGCACGAUGUACUGAAGUUUCUGCAUUUGCGAUAA
Messenger RNA from Aspergillus heteromorphus CBS 117.55, 1731 nucleotides. Its product is annotated as putative MFS transporter. Gene Ontology annotation, molecular function: transmembrane transporter activity. Lineage: Eukaryota; Fungi; Ascomycota; Eurotiomycetes; Eurotiales; Aspergillaceae. The record is from RefSeq and is a predicted model, not a curated record. Gene Ontology annotation, biological process: transmembrane transport. The coding region runs from base 1 to 1731 and encodes 576 amino acids. The transcript has 7 exons.